GAGGAAGCAGCGUCAUCAGCUGUUGCUGAGUACAAAGAAAUCUAACUUUGGCAAGUUGUUUUUAUUCUAAAUUAUGUGUUCUUGAUUAAAUUAAUUGUUUAAAAGUGCGCAAUGUAUGACUUAAAGCCUAUAGGUGUAGAAAACCCCAGCAAAGUAAUGGAAAACAAGGAACUUAGUGAGAAAAACAAGGACGCCGGUAAUAGCGCGGACGCCGUUCCCAAUAAGAAGCAAAAGCUGGAUGAAAGGGAAGAGUGUGAGACAGGAAGAGUGCAACAACAAAAGUGCUUGAAAGGAGACACCUGUAGAUGCUCUCAACUGGAGGCGGAGCCCAUUAAGGACAAUCGCCAGCUAUGGGAUUUCCAAGUUCGGAGCAAGGACAUCGACUGGCGGCAAUAUGUCCAACCAAUGGAUACCACAAUUCGAUCGGGAGCUGUCUAUCUGGAGCGCCAGGCGGACUUUGUGGGCAGCCAUCGGGUGGCAGUGACCGAAGAUAAUCGCAGGGAACUGCUCGUCUGCCAUGACAUGAUGGGCAACUACCUAGAGGAUCGACAUUUUCACAGCUCGGAAAAGUACGACGACUAUCGAUUCCUGCACUGGUCAGCUGUGGAUUACUUCUGCUACUUUAGCCACGACUACGUGACCAUUCCGCCCAGCGGCUGGCUAAAUGCCGCCCAUCGUCACGGCGUUCCGGUGUUGGGCACGUUCAUUGUGGAGACCUCCCGACUCCUCGAUGAGGUUCUGGAGAACGAGGAAAGAGUUGAUAGGACCGUGGAGGCCUUAACCCGUCUCUGCAAGCAUUUCAGCUUCGAGGGAUGGCUGGUCAAUGUGGAGGUGGAGGUGCCCCAGCGCAAUAUGCCCAAUCUUUACCGCUUUGUCCGGGAACUGACCAACGCCACGGAGUCACGCGUGCCCCAUGGACGUGUCCUUUGGUACGACAGCGUGACGGAAGAUGGGAAACUGAAGUGGCAAAACGAGCUCAACUCCAGAAAUGCGGAGUUCUUCCGGCGCAGCCAUGGAACUCUAAUAAACUACGCCUGGGACACGGGCCACUUGGAGAGGAGUGCUCAGCAAGCCAAAGCGGAAGAUUCACCGCGACAUCGCGUCUUUAUGGGAUUGGAUGUGUUUGGAAGGAGUCGAAAAGGUGGCUUCCAGAGUUUAGAGACGAUGGAACAUAUUGCGGAUAAUGGAUUUUCGGCAGGCAUCUUUGCACCAGCUUGGACCUUUGAGACCCUUAAUCGUUUUGGAUAUAAUAUCAAAAAUCCACGUGGCGAAGAGGAAGUUAAUUCAGCUUUCUUGGCCAGAAACGAAACGUGGUGGGCACGCAUAUGGCCAACUUUGGCCACACACCCAUACCGUUUGCUGCCGUUCUUCACGGACUUUUGUGUGGGUUCCGGACGAGCGAGCUAUGAGCGCGGAUUUCGUAUUUCUGGCGACGAUUCGUCCUUCUUCAAUCUGUCGCGACAGUCGCUGCAACCUUCAGUGCCGCUGGACAAAAAUGCAAUGCAUAAUUUCGAUGAUGCCUUCUCCGGCGGCUGUUCCCUUCUGCUGACCAACUACGAACGUGCCUUCCGGCUUUUUGUCACGGACUUCGAAUUGCCCCAAGGCGUUUUGCUUCUGGGUUAUGCCUAUAAAAUCAAUGGCACUGCCGUGACCACCAACUUUGAUCUGCUAGUACGAGUCACUCCGCUGCAGAGGACCAGCGCAGAGCUUUACAUAUUUUGCGGGGAAUAUAACGGCUCACUGGUGGCUCCACAACGUUGUUAUCUCUCGCCAUAUGAUAGUGUCCUGCCCCGCGUACAUUCCCAAUUGCCGCAGGACCCUAGAUCCCUGGCAGCUGGAUGGAAGGUGCGUUACUACCUGGUUAAGUUUGAUGGACCCGUCAGAGUUCAGGAUAUUGGAGUUAAGUGCCAGAGGCCAGCGGAAUCGAAGGCGGAAGCUCUGUUGGGCGGUGUUUAUGUGGAGGCUCUGUCCCUGGAGGAUUUGCCGGACACGCAUGCGGAUAUUCCAGUCUACGGCAAAAACAUGUGGAAUGAGCUGCGGUCUUAGAGGCCUUGUUGGAUUGAUAUAUAGACAUUUACUUAUACUAUCUGAUUUCUUUUUUUUUUUUUAUCAAUUUUUUGAUAUGUAACUGUGUUCAAAAUAAACUAAUCAAAAUGUA
This is a messenger RNA of Drosophila eugracilis, 2158 nucleotides long. It is a transcript of the gene ENGase, whose product is annotated as cytosolic endo-beta-N-acetylglucosaminidase. Bases 112 to 2046 code for a protein of 644 amino acids. Lineage: Eukaryota; Metazoa; Arthropoda; Insecta; Diptera; Drosophilidae. The record is from RefSeq and is a predicted model, not a curated record. Gene Ontology annotation, cellular component: cytoplasm. The transcript has 4 exons. Gene Ontology annotation, molecular function: mannosyl-glycoprotein endo-beta-N-acetylglucosaminidase activity. Gene Ontology annotation, biological process: protein deglycosylation.